Aspergillus calidoustus is the source of this 1440-nucleotide messenger RNA. The record is from the annotation of a GenBank genome assembly. NCBI's taxonomy places the organism in Eukaryota, Fungi, Ascomycota, Eurotiomycetes, Eurotiales, Aspergillaceae.
AUGACAGAAGAUACCGAUCCUGUCGCUGCUACAGUAGAUAUGAUGACUUUGAAGUCCCAGCCGAAUACAUUGAAGAAGAAGCCCGGGGUUAUCGGGGAAGCCGCAAAAGAGAGACCCAAGCAAGAAGCGACAGCAAAAGCGGCCGCGGCAGCAGCAAUAGCUACAGCUACAUCUCUACCUACGUCUCCGGCUCCUGAGCAAAAACAAACAGAGCCAAAGCAAACCGAAGAAGCUCUCGCCAUACCAAAACAGCCCGAACCUUCUUCCUCCUCCCCCGGUGAACUCGCAACCGAAAACGCCGCCCUCCGCGAGCAAAUCUCUCGCCUCCAACACGACCUUCACGAAGCCCAGGACCUCAUAUUCAGCCUACAGCCUCUCCAACAGCCGCUCACAGAAACCGAAGCCGUCUCCGAAUUCCAAGCCCUCAUCGCCUCCGUCGAAGAAUGGGUCGACCAGAAGCUCGGCGACGCUCUUGAACCCGACAAUGAUGUUUCAAACGACACCGAAACCAGAGACGAAACCAACACUGAGGGCUCCCACAGUGAAGGCGGAGGAGGCAACCUCGUCUUUCAGGUCGACCCUCAAUCGACCCCGCGCGUCAUGAAAGAAAUUCAAUCCCUUCUCGACCUCAUCCCCAGUCCCGGCCGCGCCGCAUUCGCAUACCAUGCUACAGAUGUUGACGUAGUCCAAGCGCUGAUUAUGCGCUAUCUCAGCGACGCAAUCUUCUCGCAGGACUUCUACUGUCCGCUACCCAAGGCCGAGCGGGAACUCGUUACGGUCGUCGAGAGAAGUAUGCGCACUCUUACCCCGCGACGGGAUACGCGGUCGAGACGACAUUGGCGGGUUGAAACAUAUACGGCGCUCAGUGCGCGGCCUGGGUUCGACCAGUAUGCGACGAACCGGAUGUGGGAUCUUACGUAUGACAUCACGCGGUUGCUGAGGUUAUUCGCCUCCGAAGGCGAUGGGCAGAAGCUGGCGAAGAGUUUCUUUGAAGGGAUUACGAAGCCGGCAUCUGAGCUCGCACGGAAGAUGCAUCUGAGUUUCGAUGAGUUUGCCGUGGAAUGGAGCGGAUAUCAUGAUCGUGUUGGAGAGUGCGAGCGGCUGUUCCAGGACGGGCCUUUGGAAGGAGGGACAGAGUUCGAGUUUGUGGAGCUGCAGUCUAGGAAGACAUUGAGGGAGAUGCCUGGGAAGGAUGCACGGUGGAUGUUUGACUUGACGCCGCGGCUUGUGGUGAGGAAGCUGAAGGCUGAUGCAUAUGCUGAGGCGAGGACGCUGGUGAAGCCAAGGAUCCUCAUUUCAAACCGGCUGAAGGAGAAGAACGGGGCCUUGACGGUGCUGGGAACAUUGGAGAGGUGGCUCCAGGAACAGUACUACACGCAGGCGAGGCAGAGGGAGAGCCGUUCAGGCUCUAGGAUUCUUUCUUAUCUAUCUGGCAUGUAA